AUGGUUGAAUCGCCUGAGGUAUCAUGUGCAUCCUCCAUUCAAUCCUCAUCAGAUACGUCUGAAGAUGCGGCACGAAAGGUUGUUCUGUUUCCAUAUCCGGCGGCGGGUUACGGUCAUGUACCAAUCAUGGGCGUCAUCCUUCCAAAGCCACUGACCAAUAUCCUUGUUACGAUCGGUGAAGAAAAUGGGUUGGACCCGUGGGUCAAGUAUGAUCGCCCUCCACUUGAGCCUCCGAAGAAUGUCAACGUCAGUGCGAGAUACCGACGCAGUACUCCGGCACUGAUAGGAAACAAAAAUGCGGGAGGUACCUCCAGGAGCAUUAUGUUCCGAAUCUCGUCUCUGGUAGGGUAG
Molecule: messenger RNA, 351 nt
Organism: Aspergillus caelatus
Lineage: Eukaryota; Fungi; Ascomycota; Eurotiomycetes; Eurotiales; Aspergillaceae
Exons: 3
Coding region: 1-351 (116 amino acids)
Source: RefSeq, a predicted model, not a curated record